Molecule: messenger RNA, 864 nt
Organism: Psilocybe cubensis
Lineage: Eukaryota; Fungi; Basidiomycota; Agaricomycetes; Agaricales; Agrocybaceae
Exons: 1
Coding region: 1-864 (287 amino acids)
Biological process (GO): siroheme biosynthetic process
Molecular function (GO): protoporphyrin ferrochelatase activity; precorrin-2 dehydrogenase activity
Source: RefSeq, a predicted model, not a curated record
AUGGAUAACAACGACACCCGGAUAAAAAAUCUCGGUGGAGGGUCUUUACUCAUUGCGUGGCAACUCAAAGGCAAAAAUGUCCUUAUUGUCGGAGGUGGAGAAGUAGCUUCACAGCGUAUUGAAUCCAUUCUCGCAUCCGACGCCUUUAUCCAUGUCCUGUCACCCCAGAACGGCCUCCAUCCUCGGACACGGCAAUUUAUUGAACUUCGAAAGGACCGCAUCACUUAUCAUGAACGAUGUUACAGUGGACCUGGAGAAUUGGAUGAUAUGGACAUGGUACUUACUGCACUAGAUGACAACGAACUGUCACGCUCCAUCGUCGAACUCAGUCGCCAGAGGCGAAUCCCUGUCAAUGCUGCCGACAUUCCCGAUCUCUGUGACUUCUACUUCGGCGCACAAAUUCGCGAUGGCCCGCUACAAAUCAUGAUAUCAACAAAUGGUAAUGGCCCUCGAAUAGCGAGCCUUAUUAAAACCCGGUUGCAAAAAGGAUUAUCAGGGUUAGAAGGGGAGGCCAUCAUCAAGGUGGGUCAAUUGAGAAACAAACUCAAGGAGAGGGCACCAGGCGUUGGGGGACAGUUGGGUCGCGACAGAAUGAAAUGGAUUUCGAGUUUAUGCAACAAAUGGGAAAUGGAGGAUUUCACCCUUUUGGACGAAGCUAUGAUGGAUAGAUUAUUGGACGAAGGGUGGGAACAAGGUAAACGAGUUCCCGAAAUCAAAGAUCUAGGCAUUCGUCCUACCGGAAAUAACACACAUCGUUGUCGACUAUACAAUGCCUGUUCAAAUUCUCUUGUACAAACGGUUAUAGCAUUUGUAGCAGGGGCGGCCAUGACGACGCUAUUGUUUCGCCACGUUUCGAAAAGAUGA